Messenger RNA from Arabidopsis arenosa, 2393 nucleotides. NCBI's taxonomy places the organism in Eukaryota, Viridiplantae, Streptophyta, Magnoliopsida, Brassicales, Brassicaceae. The record is from the annotation of a GenBank genome assembly.
GGAGAGAUCUUUAUUCACUUUCUCCGCUUCUCUUGUUUUGUCACUUUUCGAUAAACCCCAAUUCACGGCAGAAUCUUGAUAAUUUGAGAAAACGAAGCGUUGAUGGUGUUGUAGGAGAACAAUUCAUAGUUGUGAAGUUAGUUGCUUUCAAGGUGAAGAAAUCUAAGUAUGUCGAGCAGAACUCGGGAUGUUUUAGAAGGUCUGGUUAAAGAUAGUUCACUUAAAUGGUUGCUUGGGAAGCAAAGUUCUUUCGAUGAAGAAAUCAAAGAGAUUGAGAAUUCUCCAUCUGCUGGUGUCAAUUGGAUACCUGAGCUUUCUCCAGUAGCAAAUGUUGUCAUUCGCAGGUGUUCAAAAAUACUUGGUGUUUCAGUAAGUGAGCUACAAGAUAGUUUCAAACAAGAGGCGUCUGAAUCGGUUAAGCAGCCUUCAAUGUUUCCAAGAAACUUUCUAGAGUACUGCUGUUUCAGGGCACUUGCACUUUCUGUUGGAGUAACAGGUCAUCUCAGCGAUAAAAACUUUCGACGUCUAACUUUUGAUAUGAUGGUUGCUUGGGAGGUUCCUUCUGCUGCUAGCCAGACAUUACUCAGUGUUGAUGAAGAUCCAACCGUUGGUUUAGAAGCCUUCUCACGGAUUGCUCCAGCAGUUCCGAUUAUAGCUGAUGUGAUCAUUUGUGAGAAUUUGUUUGGGAUGCUGAGUUCUGCCUCAAACAGUGUUCGGCUUCAGUUCUAUGUUUAUGACAAGUAUUUGUAUGGACUUGAAAGAGCAAUAAAGAAGAUGAAGAGCCAGUCCGAGUCAUCGUUGCUUUCUGGUGUUCGAUCAAAAGGAGAAAAGAUUCUUGAGGUCGACGGGACAGUUACUACCCAACCAGUUCUUGAACAUAUUGGAAUCUCUACAUGGCCAGGUCGCUUGAUUCUGACUGAUCAUUCACUCUAUUUUGAGGCUAUAAAGGUUGUGUCUUUCGAUACACCAAAGCGUUAUAGCCUCUCUGAAGAUCUGAAACAAGUCAUUAAACCUGAGUUAACCGGUCCUUGGGGCACUCGGCUGUUCGAUAAGGCUGUUUCUUACAAGUCUAUUUCCCUACCAGAACCAGUAGUAAUGGAGUUCCCCGAGCUCAAGGGCCACACAAGACGAGAUUACUGGCUCGCGAUAAUCCUAGAAGUGUUAUAUGUUCACAGAUACAUAAAGAAGUUCAAGAUCAACACUGAUGUGGCGAAAGAUGAAGCUAUCUCAAAAGCUGUACUCGGCAUUUUACGCGUGCAAGCCAUUCAAGAACUCGGUUUAACAAACCCUGUGCGUUACGAGAAUCUUCUCCCGUUCAAUCUCUGCGAUCAACUUCCUGGUGGAGAUCGUAUUCUGGAGACGCUUGCAGAGAUGUCUACUUCUAGAGUGCUUGACCGGACAAACAAAGAAGGGACAUUGCACUCGAUCUCGGCCUCGGAUAUGGUUUCGCAAUUGGGUUUGGUGUUUGGAGCAACAAGUCCAAAGAGUAGAAGUAGUCUUGUGGUAGGUGAGGUGAUGGUUGGAGAUGUGAAUCCAUUGGAGAAAGCGGUUAAGCAAUCAAGAAAGAACUACGAGAAAGUGGUUCUUGCACAAGAGACGGUUAAUGGAGUUAAAGUUGAUGGAAUUGACACCAAUGUAGCAGUGAUGAAGGAACUGCUACUUCCGGUUAUAGAAAUCGGGAAUUGGCUUUUGUCGUUAGCUUAUUGGGAGGAUCCAUUGAAGUCUUUUGUUUUCUGUCUUUUCUCAACUUUCAUAAUUUACAGGGGGUGGAUUGGCUAUGUUUUUGCGAUUGCGUCUCUCUUUAUAGCGGGUUUCAUGGUUCUCACGAGAUAUUUCAGCAACAGAGAGAAAGUAAUGAUCGAGCUGAAAGUUAUAGCGCCGCCUCCUAUGAACACAAUGGAACAGCUUUUAGCAGUCCAAAACGCGAUUUCACAGCUCGAACAGUUAAUCCAAGACGCAAACAUUGUUCUCCUCAAGUUCCGAGCUUUACUACUCUCUCUUUUCCCACAGGCGAGUGAGAAGUUUGCGGUUGCCAUUGUGAUCGCUGCGUCGAUGAUGGCAUUAGUGCCUUGGAACAAUCUGAUUCUGGUGGUGUUUCUUGAGCUGUUCACAAGAUACUCGCCACCGCGUAGAGCAAGCACGGAACGGUUGAUGCGGCGGCUUAAAGAGUGGUGGUUCAGCAUUCCGGCUGCUCCGGUUGUUCUUGAACAGAGCAAAGACGAUAACAAGAAAACCAAGUAAAACAUUUCAAAAAUGAUGUCGGUUUUUGUCCCACGAGAGUUCAUCAGGGAAACUGUGUAAUGUUGUAACUAAUUACGUAUAUCUGUGCAUUUACAUGUAUGUUGUACAAAAGUUUUUGAAUUAUUACUAUAGAAUAAAGUCUAUUAACCGAA